AUGCUCCCAAUUAUCGAUAGUAUCGACCUUGAAGUUUUCCCGUUUAGUUCCACUUUACGGCGACUUUACGUCUUCUCUUACAGCUUUGUCCUUCAUUGUGGGAAGUGUCCUUAUUUUGGCUUUGCCAUGAUACUGAUUGAGUUUUAUGAUAUUAAUACUAAUGGACAUUAUUGUGAAACACUGAGACCUCACCAUUCAUACAUCACAAUUAUAAUGCAAUGUUCAGAGCCGGUUAAUCAGACUACAUUGGUCAUUCGACUAGGUCCUAAUGAUCAGCUGUAUGCUCACAAGGCUCAAACUUAUCUCUUGAAGUUGUUCAACGGAAGCGUUUCCAAUAUUCAUUGCAAUUUCAAUGUCAUACCACUUUGCUCUUUUCAGCUCAGUAAUUCAUCUCUUUCUGACGACUAUGAUGUGAUUAUCCGUUCAUUUGAUGCCUCUCUACAUUCAGGGAAUUAUUCUUGCUAUGGAACGUUCAUGAAUGGUAAUGAGACUGAAAUAGAGGAGGUAUCGAUACAGGCUUACGAUUACUUCCUUUUACAAAGAUCGGGACAUUUUUCGUUCACAACUUUUGCUUUUCGGGAAGCAUGA
This is a messenger RNA of Haemonchus placei, 588 nucleotides long. NCBI's taxonomy places the organism in Eukaryota, Metazoa, Nematoda, Chromadorea, Rhabditida, Trichostrongylidae. The record is from the annotation of a GenBank genome assembly.